AGUAUCAAGAUGAUAGAGUCGGUCUGUUGUUUUUUAUUGUUACUCAUUGCCAAGGUGAAUGCCAAUUGCGAGCUGGAUUCGUGCGAUCUCAAAAGGACCGGUCACUUAUUUGUGAAGACCACCGGCAAUGAACGGAGUUUACUUCGUACGAAUUUGAUUCAAGCCAAUGAGAAAUUUGAGAUGAUAUGCGGUCAGGUUGCACCUGUGGUGAUCACCUGUAAAGCAGACGGAGAGUUUACGCCACCACUGCCAAGGCGCAAAUGCCCCAAUCCAAUCCAGGCAACUGUUGAAAAAGUCACCGACAGUAUUUGUCGCGAUUCCAUGUACCGAGUGGGGUAUAAGAUGAACAGCAAUAAGUUUCUGGAAUUAUACCGAAGUUGCUAUAAUGAAGCCAAGAUACAGGCUAACUAUGUGAUUUAUGACUCACAUCCUCACACUUUGGGUGGCGACAGUAAACCUGAGUUUAGCAGAGACGGCGUAAUCAGCGGUGCGGCUGCAGUCUCAUUUAAAAACACUAACGUUUAUGAUCGGUUCGAGAAACUUGUAGGACCAAAGCAAAGUUACGUAACUUCGAAUGCGAUCGCCUUUGAUCGUGGCCAUUUGGCGCCCGCAGCUGACUUUGGCUUUGAUAAAUACGUAAAAUUAACAUACAAGUACAUCAAUGUUGUGCCACAAUUUUGUGGGAUCAAUCGCAGCAAUGUGAAAAAUAUUGAAAAGUGGAUACAAGAUCAACGCAAAAAAAUCGGCGAAGCAUAUCGCGUUUGCGUGGGAGGACUCGACGUAUUGCAGCUGAUGGACAAAAGCAGUAACCUGAAGGAGAUUUUUCUGUUUGAAGUAGUUCAGAUCAAUAAUGAGCAAACUAUUCGGCAUGAUGCGAAUCCCGUACCCAAAUGGCUCUUUAAAAUUAUAAGCAAUUCAAUUGGUCCCAAUUAUGCUUUCCUCACCUAUAAUAAUAGACAUGACACAGCGGAUCCAACUCCAAACUGCAAAACGGUUGAUUGCCCAGUAGAUUUAACACUAACCAAAACAAAAACGUCAGGAUUAAGUUUCUGUUGUGAUCAAGAUGAUUUUAUUGAUAGGAAUGUUCCACACUUAAAAAGCAAAUGUAGUGAAACAUAUAUUUUUAAUAAGCCUAAAUCUAAUUUUAUACAACCAACAGUUACUGCUGUACCUGGGCCAGCAAAGAAACAAAGAACCGGUUAGGUUAUAUAUUUAUUAUCAAUUCAGUUGAUAAAUGCAUAUAAAUGUAUGCAAAUUCUGUU
Messenger RNA from Drosophila innubila, 1262 nucleotides. RefSeq lists its product as uncharacterized. The record is from RefSeq and is a predicted model, not a curated record. Gene Ontology annotation, cellular component: nucleus; mitochondrial inner membrane. The coding region runs from base 10 to 1203 and encodes 397 amino acids. The transcript has 3 exons. Gene Ontology annotation, biological process: apoptotic DNA fragmentation. Lineage: Eukaryota; Metazoa; Arthropoda; Insecta; Diptera; Drosophilidae. Gene Ontology annotation, molecular function: RNA endonuclease activity; nucleic acid binding; metal ion binding.